GUUCAGAUGUGGUGCAAUGGGGACGUGCAACCGGAGAUCUCCGGUUCGGCUGCACCGGAUUGUUCGGGUGAAAUGCAAGCGUUAAUCGACGAAAUGCGAGUGCAAGAUUUCGAUUCAAUACGAUUUGCUACUUAUCGCGCUGCAUGCAAAUUACGAUUUAUCCAGAAGAAAACUAAUGUGCAUAUGGUCGACAUCUGGAAUAUGAUUGAAUCUUUCCGAGAAAAUGGCCUAAAUGCUAUGCCUAUCCAUACACAGAUCAAAACUUCUCGGAUAGAACUACUUUUAACGACCAUCUAUCACAAUCUGAACAAGCGACUUGUCGCCUCGCAACAUAUCGAUACCGACAAGUCUAUAUCGCUAUUGCUUAGUUUUUUAUUAGGAACCUAUGACAAGCAACAUACUGGACGAUUAACAGUGUUUUCAAUAAAAAUAGCAUUGGCGACAAUAUGUGCUGGGAAAUUAGUGGACAAAUUGAGGUAUAUGUUUUCGCAGAUCUCCGACUCAUCUGGAUUUUUAGAAUAUGACAAAUUUACGGAUUUCAUGCAGCAGGUCUUAGCGUUGACUACAGCCGUGUUUGAAGCUCCCACGUUUGGUUUUUCUGAAGCCGCUGUAACGCAGUGCUUUCUAAAGGAUCAACGAGUGACAUUAAAUAACUUCCUGGACGUGUUCAUGUCCGAUCCAUGUCCUCCUUGUGUGAUGUGGCUACCGUUACUGCACCGUAUGGCUUCAGUCGAACAUGUCUAUCAUCCCGUAGUCUGCGAUGCUUGUCAGGUCCGAUCAUUCACUGGCUUUCGCUACAAAUGCCAACGAUGCUCGAACUAUCAGCUCUGCCAGAAUUGUUUCUGGCGCGGUCGCACCAGCCAGAGUCACUCUAACGAACACGAAAUGAAGGAAUACUCUAGCUACAAGUCCCCUACAAAACAACUAGCACAUUCCAUACACAAAUCGUUACAAUGUAUACCAACGAAUGCGAACGCGAAGCAGCCACCAUUAUUUGCCGAACGACCGCAACGGCCGCUUGAGCUACAGAAUAUUGUGCCGGCCACUCCGUUGUCGAUGAGGCGAGCGCCACCAGAUCCGAUUCCGGACUGGCCGUCAUCGCCGGUGUUGCUUCCUGGCCAGAUUGUCAACGGAACUGCUCUCGAUGAUGAACACAAGCUCAUAGCUCGGUACUCAGCGAAACUGAGUGGACGUGCGGAUUACCCUCUUGGCGGUGUUCGCGACCGGUCGGUAAAUCCACCGAUGGACGAGCGCUCAUUGAUAGCACGACUUGAGGAAGAGAAUUCCCUCAUGAUGAGGGAGAUUUCGCGAUUGGAGAGUCAGACAUUGUCUGACGAUGGACAAUUGACGGGUUUACGAGAACGAAAAUCCCAGCUUGAAGAGAAAAUGUAUGUAAUGCAGCAGAAGCGACGAGACCUCAUGAUGCAGUUGGAACAGCUUAUGACCCAGCUGAAUGUUAAAUCAGGUUCGAAAAGCAUUUAUAUGAACAAACAAUAUCAUACAUCAGUUAAAACUACCUUGAAAAUCGCAUUUUGUUGCCUACUAAUCAUGCAUGCUACGUCAAAUAUAGCAGCUGCUCUGGUAAAGGAAGCUUUGAGGGCAGGUGAAAAUACUCGUAACAGUAUGCAAGAUUUCUUGAGAUUGUUGACUCUUGCUCAGAUAAUUCAACCUGAUAUAAUUAUUAUAGUUUAG
Molecule: messenger RNA, 1692 nt
Organism: Cylicocyclus nassatus
Lineage: Eukaryota; Metazoa; Nematoda; Chromadorea; Rhabditida; Strongylidae
Source: the annotation of a GenBank genome assembly